This is a messenger RNA of Cygnus atratus (black swan), 2076 nucleotides long. RefSeq names its product Cbp/p300 interacting transactivator with Glu/Asp rich carboxy-terminal domain 4 (gene CITED4). Gene Ontology annotation, cellular component: nucleus. NCBI's taxonomy places the organism in Eukaryota, Metazoa, Chordata, Aves, Anseriformes, Anatidae. The record is from RefSeq and is a predicted model, not a curated record. Gene Ontology annotation, biological process: regulation of DNA-templated transcription. The transcript has 2 exons. Bases 204 to 818 code for a protein of 204 amino acids.
AGCUGAGGCGGUCGAGCGGGCGGUGGCGGAGCGUGGACCCUGCGCAGCCCCAGGUCGCUGCGUACCCGCGCGGGCAGAGCCCGGCUCCCCGGGGCGGCAGCGGGGAGGCCGCAGCUCGCCUCGCCGGGACGGGGCGGCGCUGUGCCCGCCAACCAGCCGGGGCGAAGGUGGGGGUUGCUCCGGGAUCCUCGGGGCCCGGAGCCAUGGCUGAGCACAUGAUGAUGUCCAUGAGCCACGGCGGCGCUGGGCUGCAGAGCUACCGGAUGGGUGUGAGCGGGCUGCAGGGACCACCGCAGCACGGGCAGCAUGUGCUGAGGACGCUACCCGCAGCCGGUCAGAUGAUGCCGUAUGGAGGGGCCGGAAUGGAUGGUGCGAUGAGGCCGAGACCCAACCUCAGCGGACAGAUGAGCCACCACCAGAUGCAGAAUGCAAUGAUGUUCAGUGGCCCGAGCCAGCAGCAGCAGUAUAUGGGGCCAGUGGGCACCCAGCAGCUCAUGGCUAGCAUGCACCUACAAAAACUCAACACCCAGUACCAGGGUCACCCACUGGGUAUGAGCAACGGGCCCAUGGGAGCUGGUGCUCAGCAGUACAGAGUGGGGCCAAGCCAGCACCCAGGCAUGCAGCACAUGCCCUCACCAGCACUGACCUUGAAUGUUAUGGACACUGAUCUCAUAGACGAGGAGGUUUUGACAUCCCUUGUCCUGGAACUGGGGUUGGACCGGAUUCAGGAGCUGCCAGAGCUGUUCUUGGGACAAAACGAGUUCGACUUCAUUUCAGACUUUGUUAGCAAACAGCAACCCAGUGCCAUCAGCUGUUGAGGAGUUUUGAGCUCCUCCUUGUGUCUUAGUGGUUUUGAGUUUGUUUGUAACUUCCUUCUCCACCUGCCAUCCUCCUCCCUUCCCAUGCCUUGCCCUGUCCUGGAUUCCUGACCUCCCCAAAGAGACAAUCAUCGGACACUGGCUUGCAAUGGAUUGCUUUUCUCUUCUGUGUGGUUUUUCAUUUGGGAGUUCCUGGGGAGGGGGUGUGUACCCCGAACAGAACAGAUCAAGAGCUCUUGCUGUAGAGCUGCCUCUAAAUGGCAUUAACAGGAUUUCUGGCUUAGUAGAAAUAAUGAACUUAUGACUUUCCACAACUAGGCUUUGAGCACAGGAAGUGAUGGGCAGCUGGCAUCCCCGCUGGUAGCUGGAUUUGCUGGAGGAUUCUCUGGUGCCAGCAAAGUUAAAGGACCCCUGAGAGAGGAUUGUCUCCCUGCCUGGUGCAUGGUUUGAAACAGUUUCCCCUUGCAAACAUGGGUGGGGCUAGAUAUUUCUUGGGGCUUCUUACUGUGACAGUAAAAAGGUCUUCAGUCUUGUCUGUUCAGCUCAGAAAGGGGGCACUUCCUUCCAGCAAGCUUUUUUUCCUAACUGGCUGAGAAAAAUAAACUAUGCCUUGGGGAAGGGUGUGCAUAGGUGCCUGAAUGUUCAUUUCUGUGAAACUUCAGAUCUCUGACCCAUACAGCUAAUCAACUGUAAAAUUUACUGAGUGUUUGGGCUGAUUUAGGCAUAAGGCUUAAAGCUGCAGUCUAGCUCCACUUUUUUUCCACCUCUGAAACCAAAUAAAGACCAUGCAACUGUAUAUUCCAGAUCUAAUCUUAUUUAUUUUUCCUAUGAUUAUUUAUUUGCAAAGGGCUCCUUUUGUUAUUUGGAUUUGGGACUGCUGGGAAUGAUGCAUGGAGAGUACUGCAGCUUUAAGAUGCUGGCUUCAAAAAAAGAAAGCCUGGGAUAGUUUGCAAGCUGCUCUUCAGGCAGUCACUUCAACGCUAGGUCUUUAUGCUGAACACACAGGGCUGUGUAAAUCCAACACCCUUCUGAAUGUGAUAAAGAUGACUUGAUUCCUAAUUCCCUUACUCAGAAAAGGUUAAAUGUAAAAGCUAGUGGGGUUUUGUUUCCUCUGCUGUCUCUUGUUUCCAGGCACUGUGGAAAGCUCCUGUUAACUCCUAGUUGCUGCUGCCCCCUGCUGCUGACAGCUUCUGGCAGCUGUCAUUCAACGACCAAGUGAGAAUGUACAGAUGAAUUUGCAAAUAAAAGCUGAAACAUC